AAUUCUUUAAGCAGCUGUUACGGCGCUGCUCCCCCAGCAGAGACGGUGUUCGAUGACAAUGUCGCUGUCAAUAUGCACAGAAUGCCUUUCGCGGCUGAGGCUCUCGUCGAACAUGCCCAAAGGUCUUGCUGUCACCGCAUCAACAUGGACACAGACAACUUCCUUUCACAGCUCUGCAGCGCAGUAUAAAUCCCCCUUACUUAAAAAGAAAGUCUCCCAAUCCGGUACCUCAGCACCCAGAGCUCGCCAAUCCCAAUCCGCGCGUCUGAAGAAGAAGGGUCGCGAACGUCCCAAGCUACCUCCGAUCGGCGAACGCCGAGCCCAACGCCGCCGCAUUGUUCUCUCAAACACCAAUGCCUUACCCGUAUCGGACAUGGAGACAUGGAGCAAGGAGAAUGUGAUCGACGAGAAGACUGUUGGACAGAUGAUGGCACUUGAUGGUGGGCUGUUGGACCAAUUGAGAGAUUCGGGGGCCUUUAAGACGACCCAGAACUGGAGUCUAUUUCGCAGGCCGGCGAUUUUGAUACGAGAGGAAACUCUUCGGAUUGCGAAGGAAAUGGAUGAUAUAAAGCAGGAGGGUGAGAAGAAAAAGGUCGUGAAGCAUUUAGUCAUUGGCGAGAAGGCCAGUGGGAAAAGUGUUCUGAUGUUGCAAGCCAUGAGCAUGGCGUACAUGGAUCAUUGGAUUGUCGUGAAUGUCCCAGAAGCGCAAGAUUUUGUCAACAACACGUCUUCAUACGCCCCUCUUCGACACGCGGAAGACGAGUCUCAACACAUGUACAUCCAACCACAGCUAACCCAACUCCUGCUCACCCGCAUUGCCACUUCCAACGACUCCGUCUUGAAGUCCUUGAGACUGAACCACGCACAUCCCAAACCACUCUCUCUCAAGAACAACUCCACACUACUAGAUCUCGCUCAGAAAGGCGCAGGCGACCAUCACCUCUCGUGGCAAGCAUGGCAAGCCUUCUACAAAGAGCUUACGGAACCAGGACAGAACCCUCGUCCACCAGUCCUGUUUGCCGCCGAUGGCGUGGACCACUGGAUGGGUCCCACGGCAUACCGCGACAGCGAGCAUAAAAUCCUCCAUUCGCAUCAAUUCGCGUUGGUGAAGCAAUUCAUCAACCUCCUGUUCACAGGCAACACGUCGAAAACCUCGCCAUUCAUCAACGGUGGCAUGGUCCUCUUCAGCACCUCGGGCUCAAAUACUCCCGCUUACCCGACUUUCGACCUCAUCCUCUCUCAGAUGCGGGCUCGCCAGCUACACUCGAUCUCUCCCACACACCCAGAUUUUCCCUUGCCGAAGCCCUACAGCAAACCCGACCCGCGAGUCCUCGCUCUUUCUGCACCGGCCACUCGCGGAGAUCUGAAUCUGAUGGAGUUGAAAGGCUUGAAUAAACUAGAGUCGAGAGGCUACUUGGAAUAUUUCGCAAAGAGUGGGCUUUUGCAUAGACGCAUUACAGAUGGCCUGGUGAGUGAGAUGAGGGGUUUGAGUGGAGGCGGAGUCGUGGGUGAGCUGGCGAAACUGAGUAGACGCGUGAUUGCUUGAAAGCGGAGAGCAUGACAGGUGGCAGGCAGUGGACUGGGGUUAUACAACACAACGGAAAGAGAUCAGAAAGGAUCGGAAGUCUAGGAGCAUGUCGACUGUGGAUGGGAUGCUGCUGUGCACCAAAGGGCUGCUGGAAAGGACACCAUCCCUGACCUCAAUUGGCCUCUUUCCUCAGACGGAAUGUUGGGAGCAGAGUGAUCUGGUAUAGCUGGCUCAUUCACGCAGGGGGAUAGGGUGUAGACUGAGCCACGUCUUGUGUGAUAUCAAGGAGAACGGUGUACGAUACAGACAGAUACUGUUGAAGAGCGCAAGCCUCCACAUGCACAUAUCCAGAGGACUCGAAAUGUUUCAUCGCAAUCAUCAACGGAGGAGCUCGAGAUACCGGGAUGUCAGUGUCAGACUGGGAUCAAAGUUCUGGUAGAGCCUCCGUAGCAGUAAAGAGAAGGAGUGGUGGACUCAAGGAGCCAUUCGCAGCAGUCACUUGCAGUAUCUGGAGCUGCGUCCAGCAGGUACAUGUGUAGGUAAACACGGAGCAUCUGAUGAACUCUGUAC
Cladophialophora immunda is the source of this 2098-nucleotide messenger RNA. RefSeq lists its product as uncharacterized. The transcript has 2 exons. Bases 53 to 1546 code for a protein of 497 amino acids. Gene Ontology annotation, molecular function: structural constituent of ribosome. Lineage: Eukaryota; Fungi; Ascomycota; Eurotiomycetes; Chaetothyriales; Herpotrichiellaceae. Gene Ontology annotation, cellular component: mitochondrial small ribosomal subunit. The record is from RefSeq and is a predicted model, not a curated record.